This is a messenger RNA of Drosophila elegans, 2338 nucleotides long. RefSeq names its product endothelin-converting enzyme homolog. NCBI's taxonomy places the organism in Eukaryota, Metazoa, Arthropoda, Insecta, Diptera, Drosophilidae. The record is from RefSeq and is a predicted model, not a curated record. Gene Ontology annotation, biological process: protein processing. The transcript is spliced from 3 exons. Gene Ontology annotation, molecular function: metalloendopeptidase activity. Gene Ontology annotation, cellular component: plasma membrane. The coding region runs from base 17 to 1849 and encodes 610 amino acids.
UGCAACGCCUUUCGCCAUGCGUUUCAGCCUGAGGUGGGUGGCCAUUGCCUUGGGCUGGCUGCCAAUUCUGGUAAUGGCUGAUCCCUGCCUGGAUUUCUAUGCCACCGCCUGCGGCAACUGGUCGGCCAUUCAUGCCGACGAUCCCUACCGGAGUUUGGUGGGCCAGCUGGACUACGAUUAUCAGGAAGAGUUGGCCGAGCUGCUGGAAAGGGGGAAACAGGAUGACGAGCCCCGCUUUCUGCAGCUGCUGAGGGACUUUUACGCCUCCUGUCGACGACCCUUAACCAAGGAUCAGGUGCUGAGGGUGCUGGAAAAGCUGAUUGCGCUGGAAAAUGUGGAGGAUGAGGAGCUGACCGUGGGCCUCACAGCCGCCUUUCGCCUCGAGGUUCUGGUCGAGAUGGAGCGGCACAAUAUGUAUGACAUUUGGACGCAGCUGCUGACCCGCACCGAUCUGGACUGGGAUCGAAACGAGACGAACAGGGAGCCCCUGAGUCGCCAGAAGUUCGAUCUCCUGUGGCAGUUCGGUGAAGUCUAUCACGACAAGGAACUCGCUUGGCGCCUUUUGAGCAAUCUGGAAUGGCCCAUAAUGACCAAUCGAGUUGAGGAUGACGAUGACGAGCUGCCGGGUUCAUUGGGGCAGCCUCCAGCAUUUUGGAUGCUGCCCUGGCCGAAAUUCAAACCCACCUACGGCUACCUCAGGUGGUUGGCCCGCUCGCUGGCCGAUUCGACCAACCGGUUCUUGCUCAUCUACAUUUAUCUGAGACUAAAGUUGGCCGAAGGACCCACCACAUCCUGGCGCAUCGAACGCGCCGAGUGCGCCGAGCAGGCCAGACAGAUCCUGAGCCAUCCCGCCGUCUGGUUGAUGGAGAAACACCAUCCCAGGCUCAAGGAGGAGCCCCUUCUGCAGGACGUUUUCCAGGAACUGAAGCAGCGCUUUGGCCAGAAACUUCGGGCCAACAGAAACAAUUUCUCGGAACGCACCCAGCAGUAUUUACUCAACAAACUGGAGCGGAUGGAGCUGCGAUUGAGUGUCCUGCCCCGGAACUGUUCAACGAAAUCCCUGGUGCGACGCAUCGAUAGGCAUUACGAGGAUGUUUACAUGAACGCCACCGACUACUUUACUAAUCUCCUGGCCGGCCUAAAUCACUCCAGCUUGCAGAACGACCAAGACGAUAAUGUGUCAUUCAACAUAUGGACCAUGAUAGCCGAGCCAGUUCCUCGGGAGAUGACCUCCAGGAACGGUUUGUUCCCCGUCCAAGUGCAUCGAUUUGGCAGCUUUGCCUCGCCCUUUUACAUGACUGCGGAGAACAGGCUGCUCGUGCCCCUGUCUCUGCUGGGGCCACCGCUCUAUUCGGCCAACCAGGCGGACAUACUCACCUACAGUGGCCUGGGCUUCGUCCUGGGCCACGAACUGACCCACGGCUUCGACCCGGAUGGAGUCAACUUCAACUCUCGCGGGCGGGCUAGCCACCUGGUUAGAAGGGAACUGAAGAGGAAUGGGCGGUUCCAGCGCGAACUGCGCUGCCUGAAUCGGAAGUUCGGCAGCAGACGCGACGAAAAGUUCGCGGACGCGAAUGGCCUGGAACUGGCCUACUCCGCCUACUUCGACACCGCCCAAACGGACCGCAAAAGGGAUCCACUGCGCGGAUCGACGGACCAGAAGCAGCAGUUCUUCCUCAACUUUGCCCAGUUCUUCUGUUCCGAUGAGGAAGCCAGGGAGGACGGCGAUGACCAUGGCAGCGACAGGGAAAGGGUCAACGAUGCAGUGGCCAAUUUUGAGCCCUUUCGAGAGGUCUUCGACUGUCCGAUUUCAUGGAAUCGCAGGCGACAGCAGUGUCGAUUGUUUUAGUUAAAAAUAAUUGGUCCCUAUUAAAUGUGAACCCCUUUAAUUAACUUACGGAUGUUUACUCGAAGCAGCUCAGAAUAAUCUAAAAGGCAAAAUGCAUUUGUGUGACAUUUAAUUAGUUUAUUUAUUCAUUAUUGGAUGCACCGUCGAAAUAUAUGUACAAAAUCAAGCCGUAAUCAGAUGAAACGGUAGCCAAAGCUGUCGUCACCAAAUACAUAUAUAAAUAGUUAACACAUUCCACUCAGACAGACAACUUUCAGCUAUAGUUAUGGUUAUAUGUAGAUUAUAGUUCAGUUUCAGUUUAAGUUGUGGUAUUAGGUUGCUUGUAGUUUGCUUAGUCAACUAGCUAGUGUACACUUAAAACAUUUAAACUGGAAACUGCAAUUGUAAUUGUAAUUGUAAAACACUUGUACACAUAUCAACAUUGAAUUCCAAUUGUUUAUGCUGUUUCUUAGACUAGAAAAAAAAUAUAUGCGUAGCCUACAACAUCAA